Molecule: messenger RNA, 609 nt
Organism: Equus caballus (horse)
Lineage: Eukaryota; Metazoa; Chordata; Mammalia; Perissodactyla; Equidae
Gene: EDN1
Product: endothelin 1
Biological process (GO): intracellular calcium ion homeostasis; regulation of systemic arterial blood pressure by endothelin; vein smooth muscle contraction
Cellular component (GO): extracellular region
Molecular function (GO): hormone activity; endothelin B receptor binding; endothelin A receptor binding
Source: RefSeq, marked provisional
AUGGAUUAUUUCCCCAUGAUUUUCUCUCUGCUGUUUGUGGCGUUCCAAGGAGCUCCAGAAACAGUGGUCUUGGGCGCCGAGCUCAGCACAGAAGCGGACGGCGGAGGGGAGAAGCCCUCUCCCAGUGCGCCCUGGAGGGCCCGCCGGUCCAAGCGCUGCUCCUGCUCCUCCUUGAUGGAUAAAGAGUGUGUCUACUUCUGCCACCUCGACAUCAUCUGGGUCAACACUCCCGAGCACAUUGUUCCAUAUGGACUUGGAAGCCCUUCCAGGUCCAAGCGAUCCUUAAAGGAAUUAUUUUCUACAAAGGCCACAGACCACAGGAAUAGAUGCCAGUGUGCUAGCCAAAAAGACAAGAAGUGCUGGAAUUUUUGCCAAGCAGGAAAAGAACUCAGGGACCAAGACACUAUGGAGAAAGGCUGGAAUAACCAAAAGAAAGGAAAAGACUGUUCCAAGCUUGGAGAGAAGUGUAUUCAUCAACAGCUAGUGGAAGGAAGAAAAAUAAGAAGGUUGGAGACCAUCAGCAACAGCAUCAAAACAUCUUUUCGUAUUGCAAAGCUAAAAGCCGAGCUCUACAGAGAGAAGAAAGUGACCCACAACCGAGCACACUGA